AUGGCCACUACUGCAUCAAUUGAUAAGCCAUACAUCCAUGAAGGAGGUAUAAGACCAUAUUUUGAACAAUUAGUUCAAGAUACUGAAAUCAAGAUUCAACAAACAACUCAAAAUUUACGUCGUUUAGAAGCACAACGUAACAAAUUAAAUAACAAAGUAAGACAAUUAAAAGAUGAAUUAAGAUUAUUACAAGAACCUGGAUCUUUUGUAGGAGAAGUUGUUAAAGUCAUGGGAUUGAAAAAAGUUCUUGUUAAAAUACAUCCAGAAGGGAAAUAUAUUGUUAAUAUAAGUAAAGAUAUUGAUGUUAAGAAAUUAACUCCAUCGAUUAGAGUUUGUCUUAGAGCUGAUUCUUAUGAUUUAUAUAAAAUCUUACCUAAUAAAGUAGACCCAUUAGUCUCUUUGAUGAUGGUUGAAAAAGUUCCUGAUUCAACUUAUGAUAUGGUUGGUGGAUUAGAUCAACAAAUUAAAGAAAUUAAAGAAGUUAUUGAAUUACCGGUGAAACAUCCAGAGUUAUUUGAAUCUUUAGGUAUUGCCCAACCUAAGGGGGUUAUUCUUUAUGGUCCACCAGGAACUGGUAAAACAUUAUUAGCAAGAGCAGUAGCUCAUCAUACUGAAUGUAAAUUUAUUCGAGUUUCAGGUUCAGAAUUAGUUCAAAAAUAUAUUGGUGAAGGAUCACGUAUGGUUCGUGAAUUAUUCGUAAUGGCAAGAGAACAUGCGCCUUCAAUUAUCUUUAUGGAUGAAAUUGAUUCUAUUGGAUCUUCAAGAGUUGAAGGUUCUUCCGGGGGGGAUUCAGAAGUUCAAAGAACAAUGUUGGAAUUAUUGAAUCAAUUAGAUGGAUUUGAAAGUUCAAAAGAUAUUAAAAUCAUUAUGGCUACUAAUAGAUUGGAUAUUUUGGAUCCAGCAUUAUUAAGACCAGGUAGAAUUGAUAGAAAAAUUGAAUUUCCGGCUCCUACAGUUGCUGCUAGAACUGAUAUUUUAAAAAUUCAUUCAAGAUCAAUGAAUUUAACUAGAGGAAUUAAUUUACGUAAAAUUGCUGACAAAAUGAAUGGAUGUUCUGGGGCUGAUGUAAAAGGUGUAUGUACUGAAGCUGGGAUGUAUGCUUUAAGAGAAAGAAGAAUACAUGUGACUCAAGAAGAUUUUGAAUUGGCAGUGGCUAAAGUGAUGUCUAAGAAUGAUGAAGGUGCUGUCUCUUUAGCUAAGUUGUUUAAGUAG
Hemisphaericaspora subhashii is the source of this 1212-nucleotide messenger RNA. RefSeq names its product proteasome regulatory particle base subunit (gene RPT6). The coding region runs from base 1 to 1212 and encodes 403 amino acids. The record is from RefSeq and is a predicted model, not a curated record. Gene Ontology annotation, biological process: proteasome-mediated ubiquitin-dependent protein catabolic process. Gene Ontology annotation, cellular component: proteasome regulatory particle, base subcomplex. NCBI's taxonomy places the organism in Eukaryota, Fungi, Ascomycota, Pichiomycetes, Serinales, Debaryomycetaceae. The transcript has a single exon. Gene Ontology annotation, molecular function: ATP binding; ATP hydrolysis activity; proteasome-activating activity.